AUGGCGGCGCGCGCGCGGCGGGGUGGCCUGGUGGCGACCCUCCUCGCCGGAGCUUUGCUCGCCUUCGGCCGCCUGCCGCUCGCCCUCGGGCAGGCGGCGGCGGAAGGCACGGCGGCAGCUCUGCCGCACCGCCGCUUUGAGUACAAGUACAGCUUCAAGGGGCCGCACCUGGUGCAGGCGGAUGGGACGGUGCCGUUCUGGGUGCAUACGGGCAAUGCCAUACCAAGUGCAGAUCAGAUUCGUAUAACAACAUCUUUGAAAAGCCAAAGAGGAUCAGUGUGGACAAAAAACAAGUCAAUAUUUGAAUACUGGGAAGUCGAAGUGACCUUUCGAGUUACAGGAAGAGGCCGCAUUGGAGCUGAUGGAUUGGCAAUCUGGUUUACGGAAGAGCAAGGCUUGGAAGGUCCUGUUUUUGGGGCAGCUGAUAAAUGGAAUGGUGUUGGAAUUUUCUUCGACUCCUUUGACAACGAUGGAAAGAAAAACAAUCCUGGAGUGAUCAUUGUAGGCAACAAUGGAAAACUUCUAUAUGACCACCAGAAUGAUGGUUCCACGCAAGCAUUGGCAUCCUGUCAGAGGGACUUUCGUAACAAGCCCUAUCCUGUUCGAGUAAAGAUAACAUACUACCAAAAAACAUUGACUGUAUUAAUUAACAAUGGCUUCACUCCGGAUAAAGAAGACUAUGAAUUUUGUGCAAAAGUGGAAGAUAUGGCGUUGCCAUCACAAGGAUAUUUUGGAAUAUCUGCAGCAACAGGGGGACUUGCAGAUGAUCAUGAUGUCCUGUCUUUUCUGACCUUUCAGUUGACUGAGCCUGGGAAGGAAGUACCAACACCAGAUGCAGAAAUUCCUCAAAAAGAUAAAGAGAAGUAUCAAGAAGAGUUUGAACACUUUCAGCAAGAAUUGGAUAAAAAGAAAGAAGAAUUUCAAAAGGAACAUCCUGAUGUGCAAGGACAGCCAGCGGAUGAUCUUUUUGAAAGUGUAAGUGAUCGUGAACUGAGACAAAUCUUUGAGGGGCAAAAUCGAAUUCAUCUUGAAAUCAAACAGCUUAAUAGGCAAUUGGACAUGAUUCUGGAUGAGCAGAGGAGAUACGUUUCUGCAGUCACAGAUGAGAUUGCUAAAAGAGGAGCUGGUUUUCCAGGUCAACAAGGACAGGUUUCCCAGCAAGAGAUUGAGAAAGUUGUGAAAACUCAAGAAGAGGUCAUUAGACAAGUAAAUGAAAUAAGAAAUUCCAUGGCUGAUACUCUGAGGUUGAUCAGUGGAGCUCAACAUCCUGGCUCUGCUGCAGGAGUCUAUGAAACAACUCAGCACUUCAAUGACAUCAAAGAACACCUUCAUGUAGUAAAGAGGGACAUUGAGCAUUUAGUACAACGAAAUAUGCCAUCUAGUGAGAAAUCAAAGUGUCCAGACUUACCACCGUUUCCAUCGUGCUUAUCUACAAUGCACUUCUUCAUAUUUGUAGCAGUGCAAACAGUGUUAUUCAUUGGUUAUAUCAUGUAUAGGAGUCAACAAGAAGCAGCAGCCAAAAAGUUCUUUUGAUGACCUGUUCCUUUUGUGCGUACAUAACAGCAGUAUGUAUGCACAGAAAAUUAUACACUUCUGUAAAUGAGGGAAAUUUUAGUGUUGGAUAUACUUCAAUAUUGUAAAUUAUUGAAUUUUGUUAAACGAAAUGAAUUCUCAUUUAUACUGUUAAUGCUAAAGUUAAAAACAGACUGGGGAGUAGUGGAGAAAAUGCUAGAUAGUGGAAGACUGCGAACCCUAUCUAGGUCUGUGUUUUCAGCUAACUUUCUCAUAAAUACUGGAAGGCAGAUGCCGUAUUCCUCUUCUUUUGUUAAGAUUCCAGAGGAGGGAAUUGAAACUCCCAGGUUUGGUGGUUGUUCACAAUGAGAAUUGCAGAUGGAUGAUUUGUGUAGAAAGCUUGCCAUUAAGUGUCCUGACAUACCAGUUUAAAAAAACAAAAGCAAACAAACAAAAAAACCCCAAACAGCUGCUCUUUAUUUUUUUAGGGGGGUGAAAAUUUGUUAGAAACAUUUCAUUUCUUUACCACUUGGAUUUAACAGUUUAAGAAUUAUUAGUUAAUUCUAACUCUUCAUGAAAUAUAGAUUUAAGCACUUUUUAAUAUGUGGACACAAAGGCAGGCCUUUAACAGUCUGACUUUUGAUACCUGAUAUAGGAAACAAACUAUACAGAACAAGCAAAUAAAGGCUUAUCUUCUUAUUUUGAGUUUUGGUUUUAGGCAGUGAGAGAAAACAUGAUAAAGUAGUUUUCUUCAAGUAUAUUGUGGGACUGAUUUCUUUUUUGUAGUUUCAAGGCUGUCUGUAAUCUUAUUUGGAGAUUUGUGGAACUUUUUCAGCAAAGUUAUCAUUGCUUUAUACCUCUUCAAAUCUGAUUUUAUUAAGGAUGUGUUUAGUGUAUGAAUAUGUCUUUACUUCUAUAAAGCUGUCUUGUGCCUUUCAUGUAUCAAAUACAGACGCUUUGAUUUAAAUCUUGACAUGGCAAGUAUUCUAAACUACAGAUAUUGAGUGUUAACCUAUUUCUUCACAAGCUGUUGCUUCAGACAUGUUUGUUAAUCCAGCAGAUACUGUAGAACCAGUUUUGUGUGUCAAUUCCUGCUUUAAUGUCAAAAGUGUAAGACUGAACAUGUGGUUUUGAUACUGCUUAUCAGGUGAAUAUUUGCUUCAGGAAAGAAACAUAGCAGAUAGCCCAAAUUAGGAAUGUGAAAUGGACUAAUUUUGCCUUGUUUACAUUUCUGUGGUAACUUUGUCCUUGAGUUGUUUGUGUGUAGAGUUAGAAUAGGGUGUUUUGUUUUGUUAAAAUUCUAUAAAAUACACAAAUGCAUCAGGAUAUUUCACUUUUAAUUAUUAAUCUGUUAGUCUGAAUCUGCAAAAAAAUUAUCUGGAAUCUAGCAUACUACUACUGCAUUCCUACAGUCUACUCCCUUGGAGUGCAACACAUGCUGCCAAAUUCACUGUAACUAAGAACACUUCAGUAUUGUGCCUGUCGGUUUGGAGAAAUGAUAAAUCUAUGCAAUGUAUUUUAUUACUUAAAAUACAGUGUCCAAAAACCAGAUGUCUGUGCUCCACCAAUAAAACGAUACUACCUACACACCUAUUUACAUAGAUGCAGUAUGUAGUAUACUGUAAGUGGUACAGCUUUGUAGAUUUCUAAUUUGAGAAGAUUUUGCUGUACUAAUUGGAGGAACUACUGCCUCAAGCUAAUCUUGCUGGAUAAAUCAAUGAAAAAACCUUUUCGGAUAAGCCAGAAUAACACAUAGGAAUUUAUCCAUUCAGUUCUUUCAACACCAGCAAAGAUUUACAGGUGCCUUGAGUCUAAGCUAUUACAACCUUGACUCUUCUAACUAAACUUAAUGUAUUUUCUUAAAUUGUUCUGAAAAUGUACGGUGUUGUUCCUUUCAAUUGCAAGCCUUCCUGCAUCAGUGCAAUACCUAAACAGAACUCCCUCUCUCACAGCAGGCUUUGCAAGACCCUUUAUGCAGAAAGGCUAGCAAUUGUAUUUUGGUAAGUAGGUACAUAUAUCUGGCAUAAUGAGGAACAGCUUUAAUGUAUCAAUUGGAGGAAGCCUGUAUUUUUUGCUACUGUGAAUUUAUCCAGGCAUAACUUUAUUUUAAAGUUGGAGCAGCCCAUACUUUCGUGUCUUUUGUUAGAAAGAAGAGAAGGCUGAGGAUGGUGUCUAGGCGAAAACUUGAACCUAUAAUUGUAUCUUUAGUAUGAGGCUCAGCUUGUGUGUUUAUGCUGCUGAUAGAUCUGACAUAUCUCCCAUGUGCAACUGGGAAACUUUUGUAUUAGGGAGCAGAAGGUCUAAAGUGUAACAUCCAAAAAGUGAUAACUUUUGCUUCGUGCUUCAUUUCACAGUCGUCUCUCCUUGGAACUUCCAUAAUUGCCUCGUCACUCACUGGAUCAAAGGAAAGCUCCCAAUUGCCCAGCUCAAAUUUUGUCCUGUCUGUCCUUGAAGUGAUAGCAACAAAUAAUGGACCUUAAGGAUGUUUGUCAGUCACUGUAGCCUCCUGUUAUGGCUGGCUACUAGAAGUUUCUUUCAACACUGAUAGCAUGCUUGAUUCUUAUCAAGCAAGAUUUCAGGACUAGGAGGAGAAGACACCUUGGAAUCCAGUUUGACAAUAUGGGGGAGAACAAGUCUAAUAAUGGUAUUUGAAGUGUGGGUGAUAAGUAGCAAACAUUUGGCAGUGACAAGAGAAUCUCAUUGUACUGGUCAGGGUACGUUAAGUACGUGGUCACACCUGAAUUUUUCAAAAGUAAAAUUCACAAUAUGGUUUGUAAAUUACCUAACUUUCUGUUUGAAGAAAUUUGACAUUUAUCGAUGCAUCAGUUACUGUAACACCGAAGACUGUCUACUGUUUUUUUUAAAUUCAAACAGCUGACAUUUUCAUGUGUUUGUUUCUGACUAAUGUAAAUUGACACUUGGAGUUCAGAGAUAACCUUAUUUGAAUAAAGAUGCAUAUUUUUA
Gavia stellata (red-throated loon) is the source of this 4476-nucleotide messenger RNA. RefSeq names its product lectin, mannose binding 1 (gene LMAN1). Gene Ontology annotation, molecular function: D-mannose binding. Gene Ontology annotation, cellular component: endoplasmic reticulum-Golgi intermediate compartment; COPII-coated ER to Golgi transport vesicle; endoplasmic reticulum membrane. Lineage: Eukaryota; Metazoa; Chordata; Aves; Gaviiformes; Gaviidae. Gene Ontology annotation, biological process: endoplasmic reticulum to Golgi vesicle-mediated transport; endoplasmic reticulum organization; Golgi organization. The record is from RefSeq and is a predicted model, not a curated record. Bases 1 to 1533 code for a protein of 510 amino acids. The transcript is spliced from 13 exons.